This is a messenger RNA of Aspergillus melleus, 912 nucleotides long. Its product is annotated as alpha/beta hydrolase. The transcript has a single exon. Bases 1 to 912 code for a protein of 303 amino acids. The record is from RefSeq and is a predicted model, not a curated record. Gene Ontology annotation, molecular function: hydrolase activity. NCBI's taxonomy places the organism in Eukaryota, Fungi, Ascomycota, Eurotiomycetes, Eurotiales, Aspergillaceae.
AUGGGGCCCGAAUACUUCGAGAAGAAGUCCAUUGCCAGUUUCUUGCGUCUACUGGUGCGCAUGCACACUCCAGUUGAUCCUCACCCCGAUGAAGUCCUGGCCGUUCCCUCGCGCGACCCCGACCGCACCAUCAAAAUCCACCUGUACCGCGCCGCCGACACCGCCGAGCCGGCCCCUGCCGUCGUCAACUUUUGCGGCAGCGGAUUCACCCUGCGUUAUUUCGGCACCGACGACGACUACUGCCAUUACAUCUCGCGUCGAACGGGACGUACGGUGAUGGACGUCAAAUAUCGUCUGGCGCCCGAAAAUCCGUUCAAGGCCGCCUUCGACGAUGCCGAGGACGUCGUCAGCUGGGUGCGAUCGCAGCCCGACCGCUUCGACCGCGCUUGCCUCUCGCUGUCCGGUUUCAGCGCUGGCGGCAAUCUGGCCCUGGCCGUCGUCUCGUCUUCGCCGCUGUUCACGGCCGCCCACGACCCGAACGCCAGCGACGGGUUCCACUCCGUACUCGCCUUCUACGCCCCCAUGAACCUGUCGCAGCCCACGCCGGAGAAGCCGCAGAUCGACGACCGCAACCUCAUCAUGCGCAAGAUCUUCCCGCACAUCUCGCACUUCUGCCACAAAUGCCUCAACCCGCAGGAACUGGAUACGACCGACCCCCGAUUCUCACCCAUCUUCGCCGAUCCGAACAACUUUCCGUCCAAGGUCCUCAUUGUCACGGCGGCCCAGGACCCGUUUGCCGCCGAGGGUGAGGAACUGGUCGAGAAGCUUCGCAAGGUCGAGGGACGCCGGGUCAUCUGUCAACGCAUGGAACGCUGCCCGCACGGUUGGGAUAAGAAGGCCAAGGAGGGCACGCCGCAAGGCGACGCCAAGCGUGAAGCCUAUGACCUAGCUGUCGAAAUCCUACGCUCGUGA